GAUCGCUACGGUUUCAAAAAGGCCUCCCACUACGUCACAGUCGAGCAGUACAAUGCAUGGAACGCAAAUUAUACCGUCCACAUCGAGCGGAGGGCGAAGAAAUGGCAGACGCUGAUGCGCUCGUACGGCCUGAACACAAGCCCAGGCGCAGUCCGAUUUCCGCCAAAAUCCGACAAAAUCAAGAGAUAUGUGCGAAAGGGCAUACCGCCAGAUUACAGAGGGAAUGCGUGGUUCUGGUAUGCAGGAGGCCCGGGGAAACUAGCUCGCGAACCAGGCCUGUACGGGGACCUGCUAGAGAAGGUAGAGCAGGGCGGUCUAGGUGAUACCGAUCGCGAGCACAUUGAGCGCGACCUGAACAGGACGUUUCCGGACAAUGUACGGUUCAAGCCGGAUCCUUCGGACAUCAACGCCAACUCAACCCGCAAUCGCAUGACCAAAGAUCCCGAAACGCCGAUCGUACAGGCCUUACGUCGUGUGCUUCAAGCUUUUGCUGUGCAUAACCCGCAAAUCGGAUACUGUCAGUCACUUAAUUUCAUCGCCGGCUUGCUGCUCCUCUUCCUGAACGAGGACGAGGAAAAGGCAUUCAUCUUGCUGGAAAUCGUCACAUCAUUACAUCUCCCUGGUACGCACGGCGUAGCGCUCGAAGGCGCCAAUAUCGACAUUGGCGUUUUGAUGAGCUGCAUCAAAGACUCCCUUCCCGCAGUGUGGUCGCAACUCGACGAUCAAGGCGGAAUGGGCGGCGUUGGCGGUGGAUCCGGACCACUCCGCUUGCCAACUGUCUCUUUGGCCACCACGGCUUGGUUCAUGUCACUAUUCGUGGGCACCCUACCGAUUGAAUGCGUGCUUCGAGUCUGGGACUGUCUGUUCUUCGAGGGUUCCAAGACGCUAUUCCGAGUUGCGCUGUCGAUAUUCAAAGCUGCUGAGCCGCAAAUACUGGCUCUGGGCGAUCCCAUGGAGGUCUUUCAGCUGGUGCAGAGUUUUCCCCGUGGCAUGCUGGACGCGAAUGGCUUGAUGGACACUUGCUUUCGCCGAAGAGGCGGGUAUGGAAGUGUCAGUCAGGGCAUGAUUGAGGAUCGGAGAGCG
Molecule: messenger RNA, 1083 nt
Organism: Zymoseptoria tritici IPO323
Lineage: Eukaryota; Fungi; Ascomycota; Dothideomycetes; Mycosphaerellales; Mycosphaerellaceae
Exons: 2
Source: RefSeq, a predicted model, not a curated record